Molecule: messenger RNA, 534 nt
Organism: Spodoptera littoralis (African cotton leafworm)
Lineage: Eukaryota; Metazoa; Arthropoda; Insecta; Lepidoptera; Noctuidae
Source: the annotation of a GenBank genome assembly
AUGCGACAGCACGAUUGGGCCGGCUCGACGGCUUCACAGAAAACCGGCGUGAAGCAACGCUUGCGUUGUGUUUCGUCGUAUGCGUGCGGUCUAUCAGACGUGCCGCACAUAGAAAGUCUACAAGAAAAGUCCCAGUGCGCCCUCGAGGAGUACUGCAGAAGUCAGUACCCCAACCAGCCCACGAGGUUCGGCAAACUCCUACUAAGACUACCUUCAUUACGGACAGUCAGCUCACAAGUUAUAGAACAGCUCUUCUUUGUGCGGUACCAGCGCGAAGCCCAGCCUGAGGACGCCGUGACCUCCUCAAGCGAAUUCCACGAAACAGAAGCGAGCGAAGAGUACUUCGGGUCUAGAACCAGCAGGGAAAGCGAGAGAGCCGAUCCCUCUUUCGAUCCCAUAUCAGCUUUCUGCGCUCCGAAAUCGAACGAGGAGUUCGAGACGACUUCGGAGACUCAAAAGAACGCGCAAAAAUCCCUGAUGAUAGACAAUCUGUUAAAUAUACGACAGGAGUGUACUAUACCUGACAUGAAGUAA